Vicugna pacos (alpaca) is the source of this 1044-nucleotide messenger RNA. The record is from RefSeq and is a predicted model, not a curated record. Lineage: Eukaryota; Metazoa; Chordata; Mammalia; Artiodactyla; Camelidae.
CAGGCUGCCAGUCACCCCUACUUCAACCUGCCCAACUUCACCCAGCCAUCACCUCCCUCCACUCCGCCUAGCCUCCCCUUGCACCAGUGCUGCCGGCCCUCUGAUGCCACCAAGGGCCUGCUCAUGGCCCUGCUGGGUGGGGGCCUGCCCACUGGCUUCGUGGGCCUCUUCUCCCGUGUGGCUUACCAGGCUUCCCACUUACCCUCGCUGGAGCUGCUCAGAUUUCGAUGCUUCUUCCACCUCCCCAUUGCCCUGCUGCUUAAACUGCAUGGUGAUCCACCGUUGGGACCUCCCGAUGUCCGGGGCCAGGCCUGCCUCCAUGCCCUGCUCAGAGUCUUCAGCAUCGGAUGCACCUACAGUGCAGUUCAGAUGGUGCCCACUGGCAACGCUGCCACCAUCCACAAAGGUUCUUCCACCGUCUGCUCUGCUCUCCUUGCCCUUUGUCUUAAGAACCAGCAUCUCAGUGGCUAUGACUAGUGCUUGUUGGACAGCACCCUGGGACUCAUCAUCAUUGUGGGACCUGGGCUAGGGACACUGCAAAAGAGGAUCAUGGGCUUCUAUACCACUCUGGGCUACGUGCUCACUUUCCUGGGUGGCCUGGCCCUGUCGCCAGACUUUCCCUCCUGCCUACCGACAGUGGCCUUCCUGUUUGGCUUGGUGGGGCUGGUGGGCUCCGUGCUGGGCCUCUUUGUGCAGCAGACCCCUGUGCUGCCCAAUGAUCCUCUGAGUUGGAGCUGUGUGUGGACAGUGGGGAUUUAUGCCCUUGUCUUUGUGUGCCCGUGCUAUGCGGUCGCCAAGGCCCAUCCCACCCUAGUGUGCACCGUCCUGCACUCUGAGGUGGUGGUGGCCCUGAUGCUGCAGUAUUAUGUGCUCAAUGAGACCGUAGCACCUUCUAACAUCAUGGGGGCAGGAGUGGUGUUGGGCAGCAUUGCCAUCAUCACCGCCCAGAACCUCAGCUGUGAGAGGGAAGGGCAGGUGGAGGAGUGAGAUCGAACCUGAGAGCCUGAGGCGGGGGUCAGGGGUAAAUAAAAGGAAAGACUGGAA